AUGAAUCUAGAACAUUCAAAAUUUAAACAAAAAGUUUCAUCUCCAUUGAUCUGUCGUAUAUGUGGUGAUAUAGCACGUGGCCUAAAUUUUUCUGUUAUAUCAUGUAUGUCAUGUAAAAUGUUUUUUCGCCGACAUGCACAAUCAUCAUUAUUCAAACAACAAUGCCGUUUUGAUCAUAAAUGUAGUAUAACACGAAAAACACGAAAAUGUUGUUUACCAUGUCGAUUACAACGAUGUUUUCAAGCUGGAAUGGAUGUAAAAUUAAUUCGUCAUUCUCAUGAACGAAAGAGAACAAUUCAAUUAUCAAAGCCAAGGUCCCUUAGUCUUCUUGAUAAAGAUCGUUCGACAUUAACGUUAGAUGAAUGGAAUCUACUAUCGAAUAUAACUAAUGCAUAUGAUGAACAAAAUUUACUUAUACAAACAGAAGAUUUUUUUAAACAACAAUUUUCUUUACCACCUAAAAUUCGUUCUAAAGACUCGAAUACUCUUAAUUAUAUUGGAUCUUUAUUUUCAUCUAUACAUGUAUUUAUCAGACGUUGUCCUUUAUUUCAAUCUUUAUCUGUUAGUUUUCGUCAAGCACUAAUCAAGCGUAAUUUAAAUGCUGUUGGUGGUUUUAAUGCAUUUUUUCUUGCUACACAAAUGAAUAUAUUUGAAAAUGAAAUAUAUUCAAAAUUUAUAGAUAAUAUUUAUGGUUAUGGUUAUUCAAAGAGUGUUAUUCAAGCAAGUCGACGUUUACAACAAAAUGGAACAUUAAUCAAAAUAAUGUUAAUGCUUAUGUCAUUUUCAAGUAAUUGUGCUCUUGUUGAAAUAAAUUAUACUGAAAAUAUUCAAAUAAUAUUUAAUCCAAAAAUUUUAAUAGAAAUACAAGAUCUAAUUGUAACUAUGCUUUGGAAAUAUUUAAUUUAUCAAUAUGGUUUUAAUGAAGCUAUAAUAAGAUUUUUAUCAUUAAUUCAAAGUAUUUUGGAUAUGAUUCAAAGAAUGGCUGAUGGCUUAAAUGUACAAAAACAUUGGACUAUGGUUGGAAAUAUUGUUGACCAAACAAUACGUUCAUUAAGUUUGGAGAAUAGUUCAUCGUGA
Rotaria sp. Silwood2 is the source of this 1077-nucleotide messenger RNA. NCBI's taxonomy places the organism in Eukaryota, Metazoa, Rotifera, Eurotatoria, Philodinida, Philodinidae. The record is from the annotation of a GenBank genome assembly.